Messenger RNA from Anthostomella pinea, 2049 nucleotides. The record is from the annotation of a GenBank genome assembly. Lineage: Eukaryota; Fungi; Ascomycota; Sordariomycetes; Xylariales; Xylariaceae.
AUGGCGAGCCCGGCUUCAGGUACAGAAAAUGGGGCAGGCAUGGCAGAUGUCCUGCAAGCUUUGAAGACCAUCCAGGAGAACCAGGACAAGCUGGCUCGUGAGGUCGAGUCUGUUUCUCAGCGACUCGAUGUGGUUGCGCCGCUGGCAACACCAAGCAUCGAACUUCCAGGUGGAAAGGUCUCGUCUCAGAUUGCCGGUAUUCUUGCUUCACCAUCAACUUCCACUCCAGCUCCGGAACCAGAGACUCCCGGUGGAACGACGACUGUAGCCGGUCAUGCACAGAAAUCAGGCUUCACCUCCCGGAUUAUUCUUACGACGUAUCCGAAGCAAAUAGGCAUCAACCCAUUUCCUAUGAACUGGGGCGCUCCAGCCUCUGAGAGAGGUCCAGUCGUGGUGUCCAGAUCUUCGUCCACGCUUCGCAGACGCAAUGCUAUCGGCGCACACGGUGGCUCAUACUCCAUCUACUUCGCGCUCGCGCUUGCAAGCAAACAGCUGAAUGUUGACCACAAGCCUGAUUUUACCAAUACAGAACCAGCUGCCAAUAUCGGCCCCUUUCCCCAAUGGAGCGACCCGAAGAAAAUCGUGGCCAUGGACCCUUGGGGCCACUUGGCACCAUGGCUCUUUGCUGAGACGAUCAAGAACGAGGACGUCGACAUUCGACCCACAAUCGCCAUCACCAAGGCUCAUAUGAAGUUGCCUGAACUUGAGGAAAGCGUCCGAGCCGGCAGAUUGAUCCCUGACGGCAAAGUCUGUCUGAACGCAGAAGGAGAACUUGCUGUGACGAAGUUCGCCGUCGAGCCGGUAUGGUAUCUCCCUGGAGUAGCGGAGAGAUUCGGAAUAGACGAGGGCGUCUUACGUCGCUCGCUGUUCGAGCACACCGGUGGCAGUUAUCCAGAGCUUAUCACUCGUGGUGAUAUCAAGGUGUUCCUGCCUCCCAUUGGUGGCUUGACUGUCUACUGCUUCGGAGACCCGGCGAAGAUGGCCGACGAAAAAUCAAGGCUCGCCCUGCGGGUUCACGAUGAGUGUAACGGCAGUGACGUAUUCGGCUCAGAUAUCUGCACCUGCAGGCCCUAUCUCAUCUUCGGUAUCGAAGAGGCUGUCAAAGAAGCACAGAAGGGCGGCAGUGGCGUCGUAAUCUACUUCAGAAAGGAAGGUCGAGCUCUAGGUGAAGUGACCAAGGUAAGUCGUCCUCCAAUUCGUCUCCUGGCACGCAGUCGUACUGACACAUCAUCACAGUACCUCGUCUACAAUGCGCGGAAACGUGGAGAGGACCGCGCCUCGGACUACUUCAAGAGGACCGAGAAUAUUGCUGGAGUCAAAGAUAUGCGCUUCCAGGCCCUUAUGCCUGAUAUUCUCCACUGGCUCGGCAUCAAGAAGAUCGACAGGAUGCUGAGCAUGAGCAACAUGAAACACGAUGCUAUCGUAGGCCAAGGUAUCCCCAUCCACGAGCGAGUGGAACUCCCUGAGGAAUGGAUCCCAGAGGAUUCGCGCGUAGAAAUAGACGCCAAGAUCACCGCUGGAUACUUCACCACCGGGCACAGGAUGACUGAGGAUGAACUGAAAGCCGUUCAGGGCCGCAUGUGGGAAGACAACGACAAGAGCAACACCGUUCUCCAUCAAGACAAUUCUACUACAGAUCCAGACACUGGGAUGGCUACAGCUACACUCUCGCUGGACACGCGCCACGUACCACGCAGAGAGUCCUCCCCCAGACCGCGGAACAACGACAGACGUCGGCCCCGUCUGCUCAGAGCCUGCGCAACGGAGCCGUCCAUCACAACGUCCAAUGCAGGCAAGGGCGUGCUGAGUUUGGCGAGCCCGUACACGACACAUCGGGCGUCAGACCUGCUGAGCCGGGUCGCCGUCUCCAACGCCUCCUCAUCGCCGUCCUCAACUCGAAGUUCGGUCCUGGACUCGGGCGAGAAACGCGAAUACCGCAUGUCGGAGGCGUCGCAGAAUCCACAUUCGGCUUGCUACUUCAGCUUUCCCAGUUUCGACACCUGGGAGGAAGAGCUGCAAGAAGAGGAGAAGAUGGAGAGGAGCACCUAG